AUUCCCCAUGGAUAUUAAGAUGGAUGGAGGGGGCUGAGCAUGAGCUAGUUCUGACACAGGAACAGCUGAAGAUGAUUGCUUUUUUUAGUCAUUAGGAAUAGCGAAAAUCAGACUUUUUUACAGGAUCAUCAACAAUCCCUGUAAGGGCUGUUAAGGAGGAGUGUUGGCUCGUGACAGAAAUAGAACACUCCAGAGAGGUAACUUAUUAAGAUAUUACCGUCGUUGUCUCAGGCCGGACAUCAUGUGAGGAUCUGCAACACUCGCUCAAAUCCUCAACACUGGCUAGAGCAUAGGACAAUCAGCUCAGUGAUCCAUACGCACGCAGUCACAUGCAAUCAUUUAAUGUCCUGGGAGCUUCCUGUUCGCGGGCAGCAUGGAUGAGCCUGUCGAGGACUACAAGUCUCCGUUCAACUUUGAGCAGGGAGUGAAUACCAGCUACCUCUACCUUUCACCCAAAGAGAGUUUCACUCCCCCUGGCUCACCGGUACCGCCGCUCAGAGGGACCCAAAGGCCAGACUUCAUCCAAGAAGUAGGUGAAGAAGCAGUGGAUGCAGCACCAUGUUCACCCUGCACUGUCCUAACUGAGCAGGAGCAAGCAGAGCUCCACAGCGAACUUCAAAAGGUGGAAGAAGAAAUCCAGACUCUUUCCCAGGUGCUUGCGGCCAAGGAGAAGCAGGUGGCGGAGAUCAAGCGGAAGCUGGGCAUCACUCCACUCAACGAGCUCAAACAGAACCUGAGCAAGGGCUGGCAUGAUGUCACCACCUCCACUGCGUAUAAGAAGACCUCAGAGACCUUGUCCCAAGUAGGUCAAAAGGCGACAACAGCAUUUUCCAGCGUAGGAACAGCCAUCACCAGAAAGCUGGAGGAUGUGAGAUUACAGUCAUUUUCCAAUUCUUUUGGUAUACGCUCUAUACAGCACUCGGCUAGCAUGCCGGUCAUGAGGAACACACCCUCCUUCAAGUCAUUUGAGGAGAAAGUGGAAACCUUAAAGACUAAGAUGAGCCCCAAACCAUCGACAAGCGAUAUUGAAGAGGUUUCAGACUCCACACCUGAUGGAGAGCCCAUGAUUAAACAACCAGACGACACGUUUUCACCAGAUCAGCAACCGCACUGAGAAUCAGCCCUCAAACUCUUCUCUUUUUCCACUUUUCUUUUGGUACUUCAGCAUAGUCACAGUGAGUUUGCUUCUGUAUAACUGGAGUCUCAGUGAUCUCCAGAUGGGACGGGGUAGUCCUACACUGGAACAGACACGUCAAAAUGUCAUUACUGUAAGAGCAUGUUACUAGUUCCGUUUUCAUCCAUAACUUCAGUGCCAUUGAAUUAGCCAAAAUAAAAAGACUUUAAAUGUCUGUUUGUUAAUUUUUUUAAGAAUGUAUUCAGAAUUCAUCAUAUAAUAUAUAUAUAUAUAACUCAAUUAGAGCUAUCUGUGUACAUUUUCUGUAUGACAUCCAACUAAUUAAAAAUGCUAAUUAAAUUAACCAGA
Molecule: messenger RNA, 1483 nt
Organism: Danio rerio (zebrafish)
Lineage: Eukaryota; Metazoa; Chordata; Actinopteri; Cypriniformes; Danionidae
Source: RefSeq, a predicted model, not a curated record